AUAAUAAUAAUAAUAAUAAUGUGGGAAGUUUAGGGACCAACAAACAGCUGAGUAAGCCCCAGCCCUUUGUGUGUUUUUACUCCUUUUCAGGUCUUUUCCGCAUAUUUUUCAGUCUGCAACCAUUUGAGCAAUCUCAAUGACUCUCUGCUUUUAUGAAAACUAAGUCGAUAUACUAAAAUGCUAGCCUCCCAUUUGUACCUUAGGCUGUCAACUAUAGAACAGAUAUAAAGCAUACAAUACAUCACCACAAACAGAAGUUUGGUCACAAUCACUCAAACACUAAAGAUGACGAAAUGCAUCUAAAUUAACAAAAAUCACCGAGGAUAGGCAGAUCAGGAUGACAGGAAACAAAUGUGGAACUCUGGUCACGUUCACUCCCCCUGAGUACUCCAUAUUCCUCGAGACGGGAUCAAAUCUACUCCAUUUUCAAUAACUACCUCUCAUAAUGUCAUGAAAUGCCGUGACCUCCUGAACAGCAGCGUCAAGACCAAUAAGGAAGUCUUGUAGGCCAGGGGUGAUGAAAGUGAGGAGGAUGAACACCCAAAGGAAUGGGCAACUUGUUCCUUCAGCAAGUUUGGUCCUCACUUUUUACACCCCUAAAUGCCUGGUCAAAAUAAGGGCGGCCUCCUGUAGAUUAACCCUCCGCCGGGCGCAGCUGGCCUAAGAGGCCAGCUAAACACCUUUUUCCCUGCCAUUCUUUUACCUGGCGGCCUAACGGGACGCCCCUCCUAGUAAUUUCCUAUUUAGGGGUGGUGCAUAGGAAUCCCUAAUUCAUUCUGUCGUCAACCUUCAUUCUGCUAGCCUAGACCCAUCCUGGAUUGUCGAGCCAACUGCGCCUGACUGCAUCAUAAAUUAAAAGAUAAGUUGUUUCACGAUAUUUUUGUUGUAAUCGUUCGUUUUACUUUUCAAUUCAGUUUUCCUGACUUUUAUUCUAGAUUUCCUGCUGAAAUUGACAAAAAAAUGUAUGAUUUUUCCAACCCUAAUGAUGUUGCCGAAAUUAGAAAACUCCUCGAGGAUGAUGCUUCUGAUGAUCCAGCACUGGUUGAGGAUUUUGGCAAAGAAAGUGAUAUAGAUUCUCUGGACGAAGUAGAGCAAUGUGACGAGGACUCAGAAACGGAACCAGAAGAUGAAGGGACAUCUGAGAAGGUGGAAGAUGAUUUUUUUCUUGGAAAAGAUAAGCAGACAAAGUGGACCAAGAAGGCAUCUCCAGCUUCUUUUCGUCAGGUACAAGGUCACAAUAUCAUUACACACCUUCCAGGGGUAAAGGGAGAUGCUAGAAAUGCAAAAACAGUAUUGCAAUGUUGGGAAUGUUUGUCCACUACAGAAAUUUUGGAAUUGAUUGUAAAAUAUACCAAUCAAUACAUAGAUUCAGUCAAAUCCAAAUUUGCCAGAGAGAGGGAUGCCAAGGAAACAGACAUCAUUGAAAUCAAGGCAUUCAUUGGUUUAUUAUACCUUGCUGGAGCAUACAGAGGAAAUCGUCAUAGUCUGGAGGAGCUAUAGGGUACAGAAGGAGAUAGGAUUGAGAAAUUUGGCCUGGUGAUGAGCAUAAAAAGAUUCAAGUUCCUCAUACAUUGUAUUCGUUUUGAUGAUCGUACGAGCCGGAAGAACGGAAAGAAUAUGAUCGACUUUGCCCAAUUCGUGAAAUGUUCGAUUGUUUUGUUCAAAACUGCCAAAAAAACUACCUCCCCGGAGAAAAUGUUACAAUUGAUGAAAUGCUGCCAGGGUUCCGUGGGAGGUGUGCAUUCAGGCAAUACAUUCCCUCCCCAAACAAAUAUGGCAUAAAGGUAUUUGCCCUUGUUGAUACCAAAAUGAUAUACACCUACAACAUGGAGAUAUACGCAAGAAAACAGCCUGAAGGGCCAUUUUUUGUCAGCAACAAGCAAAGUAAAGAGGUGAAACGAAUCGCCGAACCCCUUUUUGACACAGGGCGCAACAUAACCACUGAUAAUUGGUUCACAGACAUAGAUCUUGUUAAUGAUUUGAAAAAAAAAAAAAAGAGGUUUUCUU
Cimex lectularius (bed bug) is the source of this 2007-nucleotide messenger RNA. RefSeq lists its product as uncharacterized. The record is from RefSeq and is a predicted model, not a curated record. The coding region runs from base 961 to 1500 and encodes 179 amino acids. NCBI's taxonomy places the organism in Eukaryota, Metazoa, Arthropoda, Insecta, Hemiptera, Cimicidae. The transcript has a single exon.